CACGUGUAGCCCGAGGGGACAAUCCCGUUGUGUCCAUGGCCUUCACCAUACACUACGUCAACAUAGUGCAUACAAAAGUACUCUAUUUAAAUUCACUGUACUGCCCGUGCACUACACGACACCAUACUUGACGUCUAUGAUCCUAUCCGUGCCGCAAUACAUGGUGCAAUCGUGAUCGGCUAGAUAAAAAUCGAUCGAUAUCAUAGGGAUUCCGUGGGGGGCCGUCGCUGGCGAGAUGAGAGGGGCUCUAGCCCUGGCUGCGGAUCUAGCCGCGGGCCCUAGACCAGGCCAAAGAUGGAUUGGUUCGUUGCAUUGGAUUCCGAGAUGUGGUCAGGUCGGCUCUUGGCCCACGUUUUUGAUGAAAGAAACACUACCUUUGUACUAUAUGGACUUAUUCGAGGUCGUCAACCAUGCUACUGGAGACAACUGGCCAGAAGAUGUCCAGGAGAUGCCUUGCUAGGCUAUCAACAGCCUCCUAUGUUCUUGAACUCUGCGAAUACCCGAUACACACGUACGGGACGAUAUUGGUUCUUCCUUGGAGUCGAGGUCCCGAUCCUCCGGAACUACCUAAGCAGUCGAAUGCAAUUAUGGCCAGGGGAGCACGAGGACGUUGUGAAGUCCGUGCUGUCGUCAACGGAGAUGAUAUCCUAUUCCAAGUGUAUGAAGCCGAGGCGAACUGCUCCACGCUUGCCCGCAGGGGAAUAUGUAAAAGUUAAGCGAGACAAGGACAGGGUUGUCGCAAUGGUGAGAUGCCCGCAAGGGAGAGGAACAAGCAGUACCUACAUAACUUACUCGCUUGGCGUUUCGUUUCGUUGGAGGAGCCAACUCGAGCUCGGAUAGGCAUCUCGUAUUUGUACUUGAGAAGGGGACUCAGGAGAGCAAGGCCGACCAACAGCUCCGUUGGCAAAGUCAUCUCGUGGACAAGGCUUCAGGAACAGCGGGUCCACGAGCAUGGA
Canariomyces notabilis is the source of this 956-nucleotide messenger RNA. RefSeq lists its product as uncharacterized. The coding region runs from base 295 to 840 and encodes 181 amino acids. The transcript has 2 exons. The record is from RefSeq and is a predicted model, not a curated record. Lineage: Eukaryota; Fungi; Ascomycota; Sordariomycetes; Sordariales; Chaetomiaceae.